This is a messenger RNA of Siniperca chuatsi (mandarin fish), 4331 nucleotides long. Its product is annotated as trichohyalin. The transcript has 30 exons. The record is from RefSeq and is a predicted model, not a curated record. Bases 126 to 3917 code for a protein of 1263 amino acids. Lineage: Eukaryota; Metazoa; Chordata; Actinopteri; Centrarchiformes; Sinipercidae.
CCGUUUCCAGGGCAACCAACUGACGCUCCUGUCAGUCAAGACAGUGCAGCGGCUGUGUAGCUAAACCUACUUCACUGAAGAAGUUCAGCAUCGAUUUAAAGUCUCUCGUUUGUCCACUGAAAGACAUGGCUGACAGAGGCCAUGAUGGAGCAGAAAGAGAUGCAGUGGGCACAGAUGAGCUUCUUUACACUGAUUUCGAUGACAACAGCAGUGUGUUUGAACUGGAUUCUCAGUCUCUCAAACUGGACCACUGUGACUUUCUCCUGGAUGCUAUCGAUGCUCAGCUUGGUCAGCUGCAGGUCCAGCCCCAAAAACGUCAGGCAAUUUCCAGAGAGUGUGAUUGCAGCGAUGCAGCUCCUUUUGGGUGGAGUGAAUCUCUAAGCAAAGACACAGGCCUUGGAAGUACAACCCAAACAAAUGACACUCCCAUGUCUUAUCUUGAUUUGAUACACACUCCAACAAUGAAGCAAACAUCAGAGAAGACCUCAGGCUGCUGGGAAGGUCCUGUCUCUCAUGCGGAAACUAAACAGUUCGACAGAAAAACAAGAGACAAAGAGGAAAUAGAGUCUCAGAGGGAGCAGGUCAUCUGGAGGCUCGAGAGACUGCUUGGAGACACCUGUUACGAGGGAAGGAUGGCAGGAGCAUCCCACCCUCCUUCAGACAGCAUCUGCACUGAGGACUUUGUCGGACGCUUCAGAGACGAGAUGGUGGAAAUGGCAUUGCCAGAGAGUAAUAUGCAGCAACUAGACAAAGAAGAAGAGGCUGAGAGGACAGAGAUAUCUGACUGUGACACUUGUCAGAGUGAACAAAAGGGACAAAAUGUUCUUAAUGUCGACAGAAGAGGAGCAGCAACGACUGAGAAAAGCGGUGAAGACACAGAGCCUGCUCACUAUUGCCAGUCAAACAAGUCAUGUCAAAGAAAGGAACUGGAGAAAUGUCUUUCUGACAGCUAUGGAGUAAAUACAUCACAUGUUAGUGAGAAAGCAAGAGCUGGAGAGAGAUACAACACACCACAGAUGCUUGGUGAUGAUGACAGCAUCUCUCUCAGAACAGAGGUUGUAACAGAACAUGAAACCCCACGGCAGAACAACAGCCGUUCUCCUAAGGCCAGGUGCUUGGCAGGAGUACCUGUGUGGAGUUUUGACACCGUGUCCAUUGACAGUGACCUUGACUCAGUUUGUACAGAGCAAGUCAGGCAGCAUAUUCACAGGCGGCCAGGAUGGCGCUCUCUCAUUCAAUCUGUCACAGGCAUGGAUGACUACUGUACCAACCAGAGUGACUAUGACACACCCACACAGGAAGAGAGUGAACCUCAAUCUACAUCAGGCCAGAGAUCCUCUUAUGGAAAUGUACGAAACAGAAGUCCUUCUGCCCGUAAAGCACAGCGUAAUAAGAGAGAAACUUACAGACUUGUGUGUUCUUUGGGUGACAAUGACAAGGACACAGAUGAAGAAAUGACUCACUGGAGCAGGAGAUGCAGGCCUGAAAGGACAUCAGAGAAGAUGCAGUCUGAUUGGGCCAAGAUGAAACAUCAGCUCUCUACACUCCGACAAAAAUGUGAGAAAGAGGAGGAGACACUACAGUUGAAGAAGACACAGUUAAAAAAUGUUGAGGUCUCCCUCUCUGAACUUCAACAGAGAAGAAAGCAUGCCUUGCAGGAAUUAGAGCGACUGACUGUAGAGACAGCAAAGAUGGAGAAGGAGAAGAGGACUCUGGAGUUCAUUCUGAGAGACAGCAGGGCAGGGAAGGACUCUAUUAGUUGCCAGCUGCAUGAGCUGCAGAGGCAGAGAGAGUCCUGUAUCCUUGAGGUAAGAGACAUGGAAGAAGAACUCGCAACUCUGAGUCAAUGUAAACAGACUGUAAAGGAUGGAGUCUUCACGGAGAGGCCCAGUGUCAUCAUGUCAGUGCUGGAGAGGGAGGACAUGGACAGACAGCUGGAUAGUGCCAAAACAGAACUGUUUGCUGAACAGCGACGUGGAAGAGAGAAGCUAGAGUCCAUGCAAGAAAAGUUGGAGGAGACUCGUGAGGAGCUCCAGAGAGUCACAGAGGCAGAAAGCUUACUGAGGAACAGGUGUGCUCAUCUGGAGGAGAAACGGAGGCAGAAAAAGGAUCAGAUAAAGGCAGUAGAGGUUCAGGUGGGCGAGCUGCAGGGUGAACUGGGAGAAUGCAAGGUCAGAGUGGGUACUCUGGAGAAGAUGUUGGCACAGAAGGAACUGAAGCUACUAGAUUUACAGAAACAAUGUGGGGCCUUACAAGCAGAAAGAGAUGGACUGAAGGGGGAGCUACAACACCUGAAAACCCAGCACUGCAAUGCACUGAAAGAAGCCCAGGAGCAAGCCCAUAGAAUGAUGGAAGCAGCGUUGAAGCAGCAAAAGAAAGAUUUGACUUUGGCUCAUGAACAGCAAAUCCAAAAGGUUAAUAAGCAGACUGAAGAGGAGAAGGCAGACGCUUUGAAAGAACAAGCUCUGACUCUCAUACGACACAUUGAGUCCUUAAAAAGUUCCAUUCAGCUAAAAGAAGAAGAGGCAAAGAAGCUGAGGAAUUCUCUGGAGCAGCAGAAGGAGGAGGCAAAGGACCGCGAAGAGGAGCUGCAUGUAGAAGCCUUGGAAAAGGUACACAAAGCAAUAGAGGAGGAGAGGAGGAAGUGGGAGGCAGAAAAAGUGGAAGCUGUGCAGGUGCAUUGUGGGAUACUGGAAGAGCAGAACAGAAAGAGCCUGGAAAGCAUGAGGAGUGAGAUGCAGCGAGAGAAGAGUAAAGCACUGGCUCUUCAACAUAAAGUGGUGGAACUAAAAACAAGAGUGCAGGAGUUGGAGAGUGAAAGCUGUGCGCAGCAGAGAGAGCAUGAGUCUUUGCUGGCUGUUAUUUGCAAAUCACUGAAAGAGGAGCACCAAGCUGAGCUGCAGAAGUUGCAGAGACAGAUGGCACAGGAGAGUCAGAGGGCAGUGCUACAGCUGGAGCAGGCUGUUCAGCUGGCAGAGAAAGAGGCUGCCAGGCUGCAGGUGAUGCUAGAAGAAAGAGAGGGCACCCAUAACCAAAUCACAGCUGAGCUGGAACAGCAGUGGGCCCAGGAGGUGGGAGCAGAGUGCCAGCAGCUACACCUCUUAGUGGAGCAGAGUGGAGCCAAACAAAGUUCUGUGCAACUACCUCCCAGCCCUACAGUAGCUGAGGCUCUUACAAACCUGAGAACACUAAGAGAGCAGUUGAAACACUUGAUUAGCCAUCUACACCAGGAGCUUGAUUCACACGAACAAACUACUGAGCAGCUGAGAAAAGACAAGGAGCGAGAAUUGAGCAUCCAGAGGCAGCAGCUGAGGAUGGAGAGAGACCAAGCCUUGGAUUCUCUAAAGGAACGUCUCAUUCAGGAGCACAUUGAGGAGUUAAGCAGUCUGAACUGGGCUCAUAUGUGUGAUGGAGGAGCUGAGGGAGGAGGAGUGACAGCAUCUCUUCGCAAACAGCUGAAAGCCAAAGACCUGGAGCUCAGGCAGGUUCAGAGGAGCAUGGGUCAGUGGAAGGAACAGACUGCAGCUCGUCUGGCAUGCAAGUUUGAAGAAGAGCUGACAGCUGAACUGGAAAGGUGCAAGACAAAGUUGUUAAGGGGCAGAAAAACAUCAAAGACUCGAGAUGAGAGGCAGAGAAAGCCUGAGAGGCUUGAAGGAAAGAUGACGCUUGGUGCAAAGGAAGCUCAGAAUUCAGUUUGCUCUCCCUCCCUCCAUGUUGCUGCCUCCCACAGCCCCUCAGACGUGGCUUCAUUUAAGCUUCUACGUUACCUCCAGAGCAGAGUCAAGCAGCUCCGUGUAGAAAACCAGGCCAACACCUGGAGCCCAUCGCCUUCAAAUACAAUCCCUUUAGAUUUGUCAGGAUCCUAUCUUACAACAAUCACUCAAGGUCAAGACAUUGCUGGGAUUCAGAGCCACUGAUCAAUCAGGACAGUCUCAAGUUAAGGACAUGAAACCUUACUCUGUGUGUGUUAUACACACCAAUGAUAUAAUGUUCUCUAAAUCUGAGUCUCAGGCAUUUCAUUUGUGGCCACAGAAAUGAAUCAUUUACUGUUACAUAUGCUUAACAGAGCAGAUUAACAAUCAGGUCACAGUGACAAAUGUCACAGCCGAAGACUUGGUCAUCAAUUUCACAUUGCUCUGUGUGAAGGCAGUCAAAUUUUAUGGCUUAUGGUUACAGUGAACUGUGAAUGAAUGAUGAACUGACAUUUCAGUGAAGAUCAUGUGAGUUAUGUCAGAGCUUUAUGUCAGAAAGCUGACAGUUCUGCGGGAAACCCUUGUAUAAUCUUAAAUGUUACAUGAUUUUUAAUUUAUACAAUAAAAAAGUUCUGUAGA